Messenger RNA from Hydatigera taeniaeformis, 2782 nucleotides. Lineage: Eukaryota; Metazoa; Platyhelminthes; Cestoda; Cyclophyllidea; Taeniidae. The record is from the annotation of a GenBank genome assembly.
AUAUUCAUCGGAAUUGGUGAUGUCAGCAUCGUUUCAGUGCAGCCUCUCCGACUCGGAUAGAUCUGAAACGAAAGGAAAUGAAGUAGUUGAGACAAACAACGAUGAUAUCUCUUCUGUACAUGAUUCAGGGACAAAGCUGAACACGACUCACGUAACAAUACAGCUUCCUGAAAGUAUGCAGGGGAACUCGAUUAGUCAACAAAAGAUGCAGGAAUUAAUUGUACACCUCUCCCAAUCUGGUCAACUUAAAGAUGAUGGCAAAAUUAUUAUAGAGGUUAAAGGUUCUCAAGAAAAAGCCAAGGAAAGGUCGUCCGAAGGAAGUUCUGAGGAGCUCCCGGCUCAGCAAACAUCGUGUUCCGUGAAAGCACCACAAACGCAUUCUAUUAAAUAUGUAACUGUUCAGCAGGCAUCAGCCACCACUGGGCCGAGCAAUUUGCAAAAAACCACCUUUAUCAAAACAGCGAAUGGUCCAAUUCAAAACAAGAGUGAUGCGCAUAACCAAUCUACUUCUGCACAAGGGCAGGCAGAACAUAAGGGCUUGGGAACCCCUGCCACAUAUCACAUUUUAACAUCAACUAAUGGUCAGCAUUUGCAGCAAUCAGGUCAAGGGCAACAGCCUGCCUACAUUCUUAUACCGGCAACUCAGCAGACACAACAAAUUAGUGUUGCUCCUUUGAAUUCUCCCUCUUCUGCCUCUUCCUCGGCUCCAAUUCGUGUUGUCAACCAGGGAGGUCAGCAUAUAAUACUGCAGCAUGCGGGCAAUCCGUCAGCAACUUCGACACCGAUCAGUAGUUUCUCUUUGAAAACAGCCAGCAUGCUGAAGGACGGUGAGCGUAGCGUGGUUGUUCUGCAGCAGCAACAUCAAAAUCCAGCUCCUAUUGUGCCGGUGCGUCCUUUCGUUCAACAGCACAAUAACCGCCUUCCGCCAGCACCGCCCGCAAUUGCAGCUGCCGCUACCUCUGCCACCUUCUCCACCAACACUUCAACAUCAUCUGUCCGAGUCUCACGUGGUGGUAGCCUUGGUUCCUCGGGGAAGGAAUCUUCAUGGCAGCAGUACGUUAAACAAUUUGAAAAACUGGGUCCUUGCCCAAUUUGUGGGGACAAAAUAUCAGGUUAUCACUACGGCAUCUUUUGCUGCGAGUCAUGCAAGGGUUUCUUCAAGCGCACCGUGCAGAAUUCAAAGCGUUAUGCAUGCCAUAUGGCUACACCGUCCUCCCUUUGUGAUAUUACGGCCACUUCGCGCAAGAAAUGUCCUGCCUGCCGCUUCGUCAAGUGCCUUGAAAAAGGAAUGCGGAUGGAAGCAAUUCGCUCAGACAGAACUCGUGGCGGUCGCAGUAUGUAUCCAGGGUCGCGCUACCUGCGCCAGCUGGCUGCACGUGCCUCCGGAGGAGGCGAGGUGAAAUGCGAACUGAAAGGAACCUCCACAAGUGGUGUCUCGACUCUUCCCGCUAUUGCACCUCUUCCCAACUCCGUCGUCAGUACCACUUCAAGUGCUACUACGGAGCCAUUCUCGAAAAUCGAUGGUGUGCAUAUAAUGUCCCUUGGUGUAGGCAGUGGGGUGGCCUACGAAAUACCUGCCUCCGAGGAUGUUGGCGGUGGUGUUUACUUGGACCCAGCAGUGUUGGAGGAUACUGGAGGCAGCGGCCCGGCCUCAUCUUCCGCAUUUCACGAUGAAUCAGUCUACAGAAUCCCUGUGCGAAACCAAGAAAAUAUUGACAUGCCUAAGGUGAGGUGUGCCAAAAACAUUAAACAGAAAUUCAAAUGUCAUGCUUCGGUUCUUUGUUGGUGCGAUUUUGCUUGGUUGACCCUCGAAAUUAAGCGCUACAAAACUGGCAUAUUACUGUGCGACGCGGUUACCAAACAUAUACUUCGCGAGAUUAUCAAAGUUGAAGAAUCAGUGGAAUCUGAGCCAGAGGAACGGCUGGAUUUCGACAGCACCGAUGCCUCUCAAAUCGGCAUCGGCACAUUGCCUCCUAGUGUAACGGAAGAAGAGGCAGCUGUUUAUCGGGCUUUGCUCAACCUCGCUGAUCAGCGUCUUUAUCGCAUUGUUAGAUGGUCUCGGGCACUCCCCGUCUUUAGUAAUUUAGAUACAGAUGACCAGAUAUUGCUUCUCCAAAAUUGCUGGGCGGAUCUUCUCUGUUUGGACUGUUGUUGGAAGUCACUUCCCACACCAACGGAGAUUCGACUAACUUCGACGAAGUGCAUCAACCUUGACGCUGCUCGUGAGAUGGGCGCUGAAGGUCUUGUGGACAGCUUACUUCGCCUGACUCAGGACCUUAAACGGCUUCGCUUUGGACUCAUAGAUUUUGCGUGUUUAAAGGUCUUCCUUCUCAUGCAAGGCGAACUUGUUAAUCUCAAGGCAGCGCGUCAGGUUAAACAGUUCCAGGAAUGUGUAAGCCAGCUGUUGAUGGAUUACAAUGCUACAUCGUGUGCUGAUGUUCCAAGCAAAUUUACUGAACUUCUCGUGAGGAUACCCGAGCUACAAAGAACUAGUGCAAUGGCUCGUGAGCUCCUUGUUGAUAAGGAUCUUUCCCCUUACCUUUCGGCAAACUCUCUUCUUAUGGAGCUUCUGCGUAGCGACUUCCAUAGGCAGCCCGGCACUAUAAUGCCACCCUCUUCUGUUGGAUCAGUGGCGAUGGAUACCGGCGGUCAGACUACCAACUUCCUUGCCGGCCAGCAUCGAACCGAAGACGAUGCUGAAGAACGCCACCGAGGUGUAUUCCAGACCAGUGAUACGCUGGGCACGGAGGCCAACUCAUACUCCACCAAUGGGCCACUCUGA